Messenger RNA from Asterias rubens (European starfish), 1550 nucleotides. RefSeq names its product DNA-directed RNA polymerase I subunit RPA34-like. NCBI's taxonomy places the organism in Eukaryota, Metazoa, Echinodermata, Asteroidea, Forcipulatida, Asteriidae. Bases 149 to 1375 code for a protein of 408 amino acids. The record is from RefSeq and is a predicted model, not a curated record. The transcript has 11 exons. Gene Ontology annotation, biological process: transcription by RNA polymerase I.
AUUGGUUACAGCGCCCCCUCGUGCUAGCAUCUUUAACAUCGUUCUCCUCGCCUCAUCGUUUUGGGAGCUGUCCUUACUCUAUGAUCACAGGUGCAAAAACAGCUACGCUCACGGAGAUGGGACGGUGACCAUGCCCUGAAUCUUUUUGAUGUGUGAAAAAAUGAGAAUCUUAAAGGCAAAUCGAGCAGAGACGAUGAAAGUGAAGGAAGUUAAAUUCAAAUCAGCAGAGACUGUCCAGGAUGAUUUUUCUUCCGAUUCAGACUCUGGGGGGCGCAGUUGCAAAGAUGACACAACCAACAGAAUCUUAAAGGCAAAUCGAGCAGAGACGAUGAAAGUGAAGGAAGUUAAAUUCAAAUCAGCAGAGACUGUCCAGGAUGAUUUUUCUUCCGAUUCAGACUCUGGGGGGCGCAGUUGCAAAGAUGACACAACCAACAGUCGAGCAGAGAGGAUGAAAGUGAAGGGAGGUCCAUCCAAGUCGGCAGAGACUGUCACGGGUCAUGAUCUGUCAGAUUCAGACUCGGACUCUAUGCAAGACAGUAGAAAUAAUAACGACAACAAUGCUAACAAUGAAGCCACAACCAAAAGCUUUGAGUGUCCCCCAGGUUUCCAGCAAGUUGAGAUCUCUGCAGAGGAUGAACAGAUCUACCUCGAUGACAUUCAAGGAUCUGAAUUCUGGCUUAUUAAGACACCACAUGAUUUUGAUGCUAAAAGGCUCAAUGGUGUAAAUGUUUCGCUGAGUGGCCGACAGUUUUUGAAAGAGGAUGAUGACUCUGAGGUUUCAUAUGAACUUCAUGCUUCUAAGAACAAAGCCUUGGAUAUGAGAUUGCCACACCUUCUUCUGCCUUCCCAAAGAGGUGAAAAGGCUAAGCUAGUUCCAGCUCCAGCCUUCACAGGUAGCCUUGCUGUCAUGGAAACUGUGGCCAUUCCACCAGUCCUACUUCCUCCCUCUCCUCCUAAGAGAUCCAAUGAACUGCCACCAGGACUCAAGCAGAGGUUCAAGCCUUUUGGAUGGGAGGACCCUAACAAAUGCGACCUGAGAACCAAGAAAUCAUUAGACGUGACUGAUAGCAGUAUCCAGAAGACCAAGAAGAAAAAUUCUCACAAGCACAAGAAGCCGCAAGAAGAGACGUCAAGCCCAACUGAUGAAGACUUAAGCGGUAGACACGGUGGUGAUAAAGGGGAGGAGAGGCUGCCCUCUGGAGGUGGAGAAGAGGAAAGGGACGAUGAGGAUGACAAGGUGACGGACGGAAAGAAGAAACACAGGAGAAGCAAGAAGAGGAAACACCAACAGAGAGAAGACAUCAAAGUGGAGAAAACUUCUGAAGAAACUCCAAAGAAGAAGAAAAAGAAGAAGCAUAAGAGCCUGGCGGAUUAGGAACUAAAAUGUUUACAAACAGAAUUGGAAACGUUCACAACAAAUCAUGCUAUCCUUUUUUUUUCCCUGUUCCCAUCAGGCCAACAUGUCAUUUGUUUUGUCUCUUUAAAGGAACACGUUGCCUUGGAUCAGUCGAGUUGGUCUUUGAAAAGCGUUUUGUAACUGUUUGUUAUAA